Molecule: messenger RNA, 975 nt
Organism: Aspergillus ochraceoroseus IBT 24754
Lineage: Eukaryota; Fungi; Ascomycota; Eurotiomycetes; Eurotiales; Aspergillaceae
Gene: gliT
Product: thioredoxin reductase gliT
Exons: 2
Coding region: 1-975 (324 amino acids)
Molecular function (GO): oxidoreductase activity
Source: RefSeq, a predicted model, not a curated record
AUGGCUGCAAGGUCCAAACCGCACUCAGUAGAUGCCCUUAUUGUUGGUGCGGGUCCGGCUGGACUCACAGCUGCACUCACCUUGGCUCGUCAACAACAGACUUCGAUUGUUUUCGACGCAGGAACAUACCGAAAUGAUGCGGCAGAUUAUAUGCACCUGAUUCCCGGUUUCGACCAUGUCCAUCCAUCCGAAUUUAGGGCUGCUGCAAGACAGAAUAUUCUUUCUAACUACGGCCAUAUCUCCUUGGAAAAAGCAGUGGUUUCAAGUGUUGAAAAGGACGCCAGCACAAAUAGUUUUAGCCUUACAGACAAGACCGGAAAGACGUGGAAAGGUAAAAAGUUGGUGCUGGCGAAUGGCGUAGAGGAUAUCUACCCCGAUAUUGACGGCUAUGGUGAAUGUUGGGGAAAGGGAAUCUUCCACUGUUUGUUCUGCAAAGGUUAUGAAGAAAGAGGUGGACCCUCUGCUGGUGUUCUCGCGAUUGGUGGACUCUCAAAGGCACCCGUCGCCCUUCACGUCGCUCGACAAGUAUCAGCUCUGAGCGAUAGCGUCACAUUCUACACAAAUGGUUCAGAGGAAGUAGGAAGGGAUAUCGAGGCCGGGUUUGGAACAGCGACAGCAAUGAAGAUUGAUACACGGAAAAUCAAGUGCAUCUCGAAAUAUUCUGACCGGGCUGGAGUAUCUAUCGAGUUUGAAGAUGGGAGCAGUACAGUUGAGGCAUUCCUCGCCCACACCCCAGGGACCAAGGUUCGAGGACCAUUCGCAGAACAAAUGGGACUGGCACUGGCUCCUAGUGGUGAUAUAAAAGCCGGCCCUCCUUUCUAUGAAACAAACAUUAAGGGAGUUUUUGCGGCGGGGGAUAAUUGCGGGAUGAUGAAGAAUGUGCCACAUGCGAUUUUCUCAGGUUCUUUAGCUGGCAUGGGUGUUGCUUCUCAGAUUAUGGCGGAGGCUCUGGGACAGAAACCGUUGUUUGGUUGA